GCAGGGGUCUAACACGAAAAAGGCGGCUUGUUAUCAAUCGAGCCAAGCAAACUAUCGCUUCCGUCGCCGGCGAGUCCCUUCCUCUCCGACCGCCGACCGCCGCCGCCGCCGCCGCCGCCGCCGCGGGAGGGGAGACGAUGGGGCUCUUCGACGGGUUCCGCCUCGACACGCUGCUGAAGCGCGUCUGCAAGUCGCUGCUGAAGAAGCGGCUCGGGGAUCUGAUCCUCGGCGACCUCGACCUCGACCAGUUCGACAUCCAACUCGGCCGCGGCACGGUGCAGCUCAACGACCUCGCCCUCAACGCCGAUUUAAUAAACCGCAAGUUGUCGGGAUCUCCUAUUAUGCUGAAAGAAGGAUCGAUAAAAUCCCUGCUAGUUAGAUUUGCUGCUAGUUGCGAGAUUGUUGUGGAAGAACUGGAGCUUGUCCUUUCUCCAUCUGUUGCAAGUGAAGUUGUGGAUGUGCAUAAUGAAUGCUCUGUCUCUGGUUGUACAAGUGACACACAGACAUCAGUCAAGACCCAAAGAUACGAAUCCGAUAGUAAUCAGUGUUCUACUUCUGUAUCUCGAGAUGUGGAUGAAGGUGUCAAGAGAAUUGCCAAUGCCGUCAAAUGGUUUCUGACAAGAUUUAAUAUCAAGUUAAAGAAUGUAUAUGUUGUAUUUGAUCCUCAAACCAGUUUGGAUAGUAGGCUCCCAGAAACUAAUCGAUCUCUGGUUUUCCGAAUUAAAGAGCUAGAAUUUGGAACCCACCUCGGUCAGUUUAAACUGGACAACUUUUUAACUUUCCAUGAGGCGGUCAUUGAGUUAUUGAAGAUGGAUGAUGUCGAUGCACUGCUUCAAAAUGAUCCAGUUAGAGGAACAACUGACAUUUCAGCAUGCCAUAGUACUACUGCAGUCUUGACAGGUCCCAUUGGUGGAUUCUCAGGGAAACUCAACUUAAGCAUUCCAUGGAAUAAGGGGUGCUUGAACUUUGAGAAAAUUGAUGCAGAUGUAUCCGUUGAUUCAUUAGAGUUACGGUUACAAAUAAGCAGUAUCCGGUGGAUCAUGAAUGUAUGGGAUUCUCUCCAAAGAAAGCCAGUAGACGAACAAAAUUCCGCUCAUAAUGCUGCAGAUAUCUCUAUUAGCUCUUUCAGGUCUACCUUGUGUUCACCUGCAUCAAGCUCUUUGAAAUCAGGUUCAGAUUCUGUGAUAGGCACCAGCGAAUGCUUGGCCCAUAGCACAUUUUCUCAAAGCAGGCAAGAGAAAAUUCAGGAUUCUUUCCUUACAAGGGCAUAUGUAAUAACAGACUGGAUGGAGCCUGUUGCCUCUGAGGAUCAAGGCGACCCUGAUUCAGAUUGUGAUGAAAGCAUUGAUCAAUUCUUUGAAUGUUUUGAGGAAUUGAGGAACUCCCAAUCUAGUUUGGGAAACAGUGGUAUAUGGGACUGGACUUGUUCAGUAUUCAAUGCCAUAAGUUUUGCAUCAACCUUAGCUUCUGGAUCAGAUCAAGUUCCUAAAGAACCAGUGAUUGAGAAGACCCUACGAGCCUCCGUUGCUGAGGUAUCUGUUCUUCUUUUGUUCAGUGAUGACAUGGAUAUCGACGCUUCCAGUGUUCCUGUCAGUGCAUUGGAUGAUAUGAGAAAUUCUGAAAUGUUUUCGAGCUGCCUUUCCUCUCAGCAUUUUGAGAAAUCAAUUGUAUCUCCUGCUACUGCGUCCAGCUUAAAUAUGCAUCAUCUCGAAGCCAAGUGUCAGAAAAUUCAUCUUGAUCUACAGACCUAUCCAGAAAAUGUUAGGUUCAAGGCAUCAAUCGCUCAAGUGAAGCUUGAUGAAUACUACCAUGCUGGAAACAACAAUUCAGAUGAUUCACACCUUGGUAACCACUUCUUGAAUAAUAACUUGCGGCAAGGAGUUCAAGCUUCCCUCCCUCAGUGCCUGUUUGCUGCUGGAGAUCCCUCAGUUGAAACCUAUGAACUUUGUGGCAACAAUUCAUGUGAACUGAUUAAAGUUGAAUUGCUAAAAACUUUUGGCGAGUGCACAUUCCAUUAUGAUGUUAGUACCAAAGAUCAAGAUGGCAAUUUAGUAAGCUCAACUUCUAUGUCGAUCUGUUUGGCUCCUUUGGUUUUAUGGGUGCAUUUCCAUACACUAUACAUGUUAUUGAGUUUUAUCAGUAAAGUUGAGUCUGAUUUGUCACAUGGAGAGCAUAAAAUUCACAUGCAUGGUGAUGAUAAUGGAAGCAGGUUGACCACCAGCACAGGUGUGUCCUCAAAUGGAAGUCUAAAGGUUCAGAUAUCCAUGUCACCUGCAAGAAUCAUCCUUUGCUUUCCAUCUGAGUUUCAGUGGGAUUUAAGCCACCCAUCUGUCCUGGAUAAGUUCCUGGUGAUCGACCACACGUCAUGUCUGAACGUCGCAGAAGCUGCAUCUCAUCCUCAAAAUGAAUUUCUUAAUGAGGUUCAUCUUGGCAAGCCAUGUACCUCAAUCCGUUUGGCUACAGGGAACUUCGACAUCUAUUUGGUUAAACCUGCCAAUGAUGUACUGGAUGGUAGAGUCUGUUCUUCAAGUAGGCAAACUUUCUCUACAAUGAAGAUUUUUUCUGUUACUGGAGCCAGUUGUAAUGACUCUGGAAUCACACUUAUUAGGAGAAAGUAUCCUGUAACUUGCCCUGAGAUGGUGAGCAAAGCAUGGAGUUUGGCAAAGCUUCAUGAUCAAUUGAUUACUAAAAAACAGAACAGCAAAUGGGCUGGCAUUUCCCCUUCUACAGCACAAGAUCUUGAGGAGACAGGAUCUAGCAUGCGCCAGGAGCUCAUUAAGAGCUCUGAGCUCUUACUUCAUGUUAAACUUUCUUGUGUCUCAGUACAAGUUUGUAAAAAGGAUUGCGGACUACUAAAUAAGUUGCUAGAUCAUGUCCUUGAUGGGAUAUCAAAUGAAGAAACAAGCACAUCUGAAAAUUGCAAGGACAAAUCUGUUCCAAAUGAUAUUUGCAUCCAAACAUCCGUCAUUUUUGAAUGCAGCAUCUUGGAAAUUUGCACUGAAUUGGAUGAAACAGUGGAAGUUGGUCCUUUGUUACAGACAGAACUAGAAGGAUCCUGGAGCUCGCUUAAGUUGAAAGUUUCAAAUUUUUCUCUUUUCUCUUAUUCUAAUGUUGGACGACUCAACAAUGCCAGUUUUCUUUGGGUGAAUCAUGGUGAAGCUGAGCUUUGGGGUUCUGUUAGUGUUAAGGAUGAUAAAGUCCCUGGAGAAAGCAAAGAUUUUCUUAUAGUGGUUUGCAAGGACUCUGCUUGCAGGCGGGGUGAUGGUGAAGGUACUAAUGUGUUGUCUAUUGGCACUGCUGGCUGUUCUGUGACCCACAUCAGGAACCCAAAGCUAAAAGAGAACUACACUUCUGUUGGUGUUCGUUCUGGUACAAUUGUGGCACCUGGUGGCCGUAUGGAUUGGAUCAAUGCGAUGUGCCUGCUGUUCAGUUCAGGUUCAGAUGGAACUGGAAAGUCAGAUAAUAGUAACACAGUAAAUAGUUCUCGGUCUGGUGAACCAUAUGCAUCAUCUUUCUUUCUUGAGUUGACUGAUGUUGCUGUUAGCUAUGAACCUCACUUCAAAUAUUUCACUCUCACUGCCGAAGCAACGGACCCAAAGUUUUUCUCGUGCAUCUUAGCUGCGUCAUCAUUUAAACUUCAUAAUAAAUCUUCAUCAGCCUCUGCAGCCACUGAUUUUGAUAUCCAGUUACGUGAUCUUGGGGUUCUCCUUUCAGAGUCAUCUGGAUCAAAAAAUGUCACUUGUGGUUAUGGUGUAGAUUACCUUCGUCAAGCAGGUUAUGUUAAGGUUGCCCAGAACACAUUCAUCGAAGCUUCUCUAAGAAUCGAUUCUUCCUUUUGGAAGCUUGAAAUAUUGGAUUCCCAAUUUGAUAUUGCUACUUGUCGUGAUACAACUUAUGGUCUUAUUCGUUUAGGCUCCCAACUCCAGCAGCUAUAUGGUCCAGAUAUGCGGGAUGCUUUAGAUCAUCUACAAUCUAGGUGGAAUAGUGUCCAACAAGCAAACAAGCAAAAUAUAGCUGCUGAUGCAUCAGACAAGUCUGAGAGCAGUUUGGAGAAUAUGACGGAUUCUGGUGAUUGCCAGUCAGAUGGACUGCUUGAUGAUAUCAUUGAGAAUGCUUUUUACACAGAGGACUACAUGGCCAAUGACUUUUGGGAGAGCAAUUGCUGUCACUCAGUUAGUAGCAGUGAAACAGAUGAUGGGUUUGAACUGAACACGGCCACUUCUCAUGUUUUGCUUAGAUCAUCAUUGGUUACUUCGGAAACCAAUGUUACUCAAAUACCACUGAGACAAGACUCCUGUCCUGAUCAAAUCAUUGACUCAUAUUAUAUGCCUGAACUUCAUCAAUCGUCAUCAGCUCCAUGUAUUGAAGAGCAUAAGUGUACAUCUGGCGGGGAGAGUGAAGAUGGUGGAUGGUAUAACAAUGUUCCCUUGACAAUAGUUGAGAACCAUGUUUCGAAAAAGAAAAGCAAAAAAGGAGAGCAAAUACUUCAACAAGAAGUGAAGGCAUCUGUUUGCCACUUGAAUACUGAUGAUGAAUCCUGUAAUCUUAAAGGAAAGAUUCUUAUUCACGAUAUAGAUGUCAAGUGGCGGCUGUAUGCUGGAAAUGACUGGUUAUUACCUCAGAAAGAUCCAACUAGCUUCGCAUGCACAGAUGGCAGAGAUAGGAGCUCUUCUUUGGAGUUUUCCCUGACAGGGCUCAGUAUCCAACUUGACAUGUAUCCAGAUGGAGAUGUUUCUAUAUCUAAGCUAUCCAUUGCUGCUCAGGACUUAAGUCUUUGUGAUCAAAGUAUCCAUGCUCCGUGGAAACUGGUUCUUGGAUGUUACAACUCAAAGGAUUACCCAAGAGAAUCUUGCUCUAGUGUAUUCAGGUUUGAACUGGAGUCUGUAAGGCCCGAACCGCAUGCUCCUUUGGAAGACUACAGGCUUCAUCUGGAGAUUUUACCUCUACAGUUGCAUCUUGAUCAAGGGCAACUUAACUUCCUAAUAAAGUUCUUUCAGAAUGAUUUGUGUAACAAUGACCCUCAUUUGCAAAGCGAAAAAGAGAUUUUCAAUGUGAAAAGCACAAGCUAUGGAAGAAAUACGGUUGUGGAUGAGGCAUUACUUCCUUUCUUUCAGAAAUUUGAUGUAAAGCCGCUUGUUCUGCACAUUAAUUAUAUACCUCGUCAGUUUGACCCCAUUGCACUAGGCAAAGGAAAUUAUGCAGAACUUCUCAACAUUCUUCCGUGGAAGGGAAUUGAUUUGAAGCUUAAGCAUGUUUCUGCAAUGGGUGUUUAUGGAUGGAACAGCAUAUGUGAUACAGUAGCUGCAGAAUGGUUGGAGGACAUUUCUAAAAACCAGGUUCACAAAUUGUUAAAAGGGCUUCCUCCAAUAAGAUCACUAGUUGCUGUGAGUUCAGGGACUAAGAAGUUGGUAUCUUUGCCCAUAAAAAGCUACAAGAAGGACCGUAAGUUGCUCAAGGGAAUGCAAAGAGGUGCAGUUGCUUUUAUAAGGAGUGUUUCCAUUGAAGCGGUAGGGCUUGGUGUCCAUUUGGCUGCGGGAGCUCAUGAUAUGCUUGUGAAGACAGAACGGGCCCUUACAGCUGUUCCACCACCUUUAGCUUCAUGUGAAGCGAAACGAACAAAACACAACAUAAGAGCUAACCAACCUGAAAGUGCGCAACAAGGGAUAAAACAGGCUUAUGAAAGCUUAACUGAUGGGUUUGGAAAGACUGCCUCGGCUUUGAUUAGCAAUCCUAUUAAAGCUUAUAAUCGGGCUGGUGCUGGAUCAGCCCUGGCUACUGCAAUAUGUGGAGCACCAGCUGCUGCAGUAGCUCCAGUAUCGGCAUCUGCUCGUGCUUUCCAUUGUGCGCUUGUUGGGCUAAGGAACAGCCUUGAUCCUGAGCACAAGAAAGAAUCCAUGUGCAAAUACCACGGACCUUCUCAAUUGUAGAAUUCAUUGAGAAGACUGAGGUGUCCCUUCAUUCUUUUGCACUCCUUGCAUUGUCUCUAUCUUGGACGAGCUGGUUGGGGAGCACACGUGCUGCAGUCUCCUCCAAUGGUGGAGGGGCAAACUUGUACAGUGUGUACAGAUCGUAGGACAGAUUAUAUAUAGCGUCGUCAAAGUCUUCUACACCAUGUAAAUUAAAAAUGCGAGGGUUGUAAACCUAUAAUUGCCCAGGCUGGUGGAAGUUUUGUAAUCCCUUUUCCAUGGCUUGGGAAGAUGACCUGUGGCCGGCACGACUGGCCCCCACUGUACAUAUGGUUGCCCUGGGAGUUGUGUGCAUGUAAAUAUCGAUUUUUCUUCAGUUGAGUGUGCCUGGUAGCUUGCCAAACCGAUGACUAAGUUAUCACUUUUGCAAGUGUAAAUAUUUCUAUCAAUGUUUUGAUCUGUUGCUGGUGACAAGAGUUGUUGCUUUGACUAAAGCAAAAUGAGAAAAAAAGGGUGCAAUAGCAUUACUAUUA
Setaria italica (foxtail millet) is the source of this 6439-nucleotide messenger RNA. Its product is annotated as autophagy-related protein 2. Lineage: Eukaryota; Viridiplantae; Streptophyta; Magnoliopsida; Poales; Poaceae. The transcript is spliced from 14 exons. Gene Ontology annotation, molecular function: phosphatidylinositol-3-phosphate binding. Gene Ontology annotation, cellular component: extrinsic component of membrane; phagophore assembly site. The coding region runs from base 138 to 5927 and encodes 1929 amino acids. The record is from RefSeq and is a predicted model, not a curated record. Gene Ontology annotation, biological process: reticulophagy; piecemeal microautophagy of the nucleus; autophagosome assembly.